Messenger RNA from Nelumbo nucifera (sacred lotus), 762 nucleotides. NCBI's taxonomy places the organism in Eukaryota, Viridiplantae, Streptophyta, Magnoliopsida, Proteales, Nelumbonaceae. The record is from RefSeq and is a predicted model, not a curated record.
AGGCAAUUCACUCAACUUUCCUGCCUUGAUAGUUGAUUCUUUCCCCUCUUGACACUAUUUAUACCCUGACGAUUUUGAAGCAUAACGAACAGAAGAAGAAGGAGAUGGCAGUUUCUAGCACUUGCUUUCUCAACUUCUCCCCUCCGAUCACUCCAGGCAGCAAGCCUCCUCCGGCCACUCCCUCAGCUCCGGCGUUGCACCCCUCCAAAUCUAAUCAUAUUUCAUGCAGGCCGACGAAGGAGGGAUCAUGGAGAAAGCAAUGUGUUCUGGCUAUGGCUUGCAUCAUGGUAAGCUGCGAGAUGGGACACUUGGGCGGUGACGGUGAGUGCUGCAAGGCCAAGGCCGAGGACUUGCAGCAGGCCGCCGUGGCAAAAGCAGCUAAGCGGGGUGUGGUGAGAUGGAGCGACAGAAGGAUGUGCCCGCCGUGGCGAGUGAAUUCUUUGGAGAUAGUCGUCCCGGAGAACCUUCCACGACCGUCGGCUCAGCGCCGGUGGGAAAGCGUGGACCUUUCUCGGGUUGCUGCACCGCCGGUGAAGGCCAUCACCAUUAGAGCUGCUAAUAGCAGCAAUUGUUAUACCAUGUAAAUGUGAUGAAAUUAAACCUCAACCAAAUGAAAAGCUCUGGUGUAUACUCAUUUAAUUAGUCCAUUUAUAAUGCUGCAUACGUUAAACAUGUUACUGUAUAGUAGUAGUAAAUUGAACUUUGAUCAGAUGAUCAAAGCUUAAUCUCUUUGGAAGAUAUUUAUUGAUGUUACUUCCAAUA